Microcebus murinus (gray mouse lemur) is the source of this 2197-nucleotide messenger RNA. The record is from RefSeq and is a predicted model, not a curated record. NCBI's taxonomy places the organism in Eukaryota, Metazoa, Chordata, Mammalia, Primates, Cheirogaleidae.
AUGUCGGUUGCUCCCCUGGGACCCACAUUUGCUGAUGCCUGUGAAUCUGAGGGCAGCUCAGAGAGGCACACAGGACCCUCAGGGGAGACCUGGACAAAAUCUGUUGCCCAAGAGGUGGAUUUCAGGAAAACCUCAGGAACUUACCAGGAUGACCCCACAGACCAGCCUGGCCAUGAAUCUGGUACCUUGGGGAACAGUUCUAGUGCAUGGGCAAACUUAACCUCCCAAGAGAAGACUCUUUCAGAAGAGAAGUUUGACCAGUGGGAUGGUUAUGGGACAGAGCCUCUAUACACACACUCAGGAAGGAAGUCCAAGUGUGGCAACUGUAGGAAGACAUUUCAGAGUGCCUUGGCCCUUGAGGUGCACCAGAAGAGCCACUCUCAGAAGACACCAUAUGCCUGCAGUGAGUGUGGGAAGACCUUCAGCCAAAGCACUCACCUAGCCCAGCACCAGGUGGUCCACACAGGGGCAAAGCCCCAUGAGUGUAAGGAAUGUGGGAAAGCCUUCAGCCAAGUCACCCACCUGACACAGCGCCAAAGGAUUCAUAUCAGAGAGAAACUCUACAAAUGUGGGGAAUGUGGCAAAACCUUCAGCCGCAGCACCCACCUCACCCAGCACCAGCAGGUGCACACAGGGGAGCGGCCCUACCAGUGUGAUGAGUGCGGGAAGGCCUCCUGCCAGAGCACCCACUUGACUCAGCACCAGCACAUCCACACUAGGGAGAAACCCUACAAGUGUGACACAUGUGGGAGAGCCUUCAGUGGUUGAUCAGGUCUGAUCCAACACCUGAGAAUCCGUUCUGGAGAGAAGCCAUAUCAGUGUAAGGUUUGCCCCAAGUCCUUGUGCAGAGCUCCUCCCUCAUGGAGCACCAGAGGAUCCACACAGGAGAGAAGCCCUAGAAGUGCAGUGACUGUGGGAAGGUCUUUAGCUGAAGCUCGGCCCUCAUGGUUCACCUGACAAUCCAUCAUGGUACUGCAGUGACUGGAAGUAGCCCUCAGGGCAUAGCAUAAGCUCUCCUGAGAAGCUCAGCAUCUAAGAGAAACUCUGAGCUGUGAAAGAGCUGAGAAUAGGAUGGGUGAUUGCUGAGUCACCAAAAUGAUAAGGUGCCUGAGGGCAGACUCUGGGGCUGUCUGGCAACAAUUCUGCAUUGAGCACCAAUGGGAGGCCCCAAUGAACAUAAAGUGAUUCAAGCCAGCUGAAGAAGCUUCCAGAAGGAUCCUGUUGUCCUCUAUUUCCCAUGCAGGCCUGUCCUAGAGAGAGGACAGCUAAGCUGAGGACUGGAUUAGUUCUCAGGGACAGGGCAAGUGUCUUUCAGAACUCAGUGGUCCCCAGAUGCUCUGGGCAGGCAGACUUCAGCUUCUUGUUCUCACUUGGCUACUCUUCCUACCUGUUCCUCUGCUGCUCAGCCCAGAAGGGACACCUGCCAUGCCCAGCUCUGUGCCUCAGCACCUACUAUUUCCACUCCACCCUAUUUUGUGCCCGACUCCAAGGCUGACUUAUGAGACUGCCUCUCCUGCGAAGCCCUCUCCAGACACUCCAUCUCUCUCAUGUUUUCUCUGCCGUAACCCUUGCCCAACAGCUGUUUCUCCCUCCCCCUCUCCCUCCACACCCCACGAGUCACCAGCCCUUUUGGUUUAACCUAAAGCUCACCUCUAAUUCAUCUUCUCCUUUCCCACCACUGUUACUUUAUGUGAGCCCUGAGUGCCUUGUGCCUGGAUUAUAGCAAGAGCCUCCUUCCUGACUCCUUCCUGCCUUCAUUCCCUCUCCCGUGUCAUUCUCCAGGGGGCUCUUGCUAUUACCCAAAUCUGAUGUGUCACUCCAUGGCAAAAAGCUCUCCAAUGUGUCACCCUUCUACAACAAAGCUUCCUGAAUGGGUACAAGUAUGCCAAGAUAUUGGUUCUUUGGGCCCCGAGCAACCUCUUCUGUCAUCCUCAUAUGUGCAUACAAAUAUUGUCCUUUUUUGGUGCAGUGAUGUGAAAAUGGUUUCAAUGUACUGCCCUACAGGAUAAACCAAACUCCUUCAUCUGCUGUUCACAAUCGUUCGUGACCUAGCCUUGUCUGGCCUCGUCGUCUCACCUUCCAUACCCCAGCCAUGUGGAACCUCUACUAUGGCUCCUAAAGAAGCCAUAUUUUUUGCCACCUACAUGCCUUUGUACCUGUACCUGGAACCCUCCUCUCCUCUUUCCAAUAAAUGUGC